Molecule: messenger RNA, 5280 nt
Organism: Mustela erminea (ermine)
Lineage: Eukaryota; Metazoa; Chordata; Mammalia; Carnivora; Mustelidae
Exons: 1
Biological process (GO): proteolysis; virion assembly; DNA integration
Molecular function (GO): zinc ion binding; aspartic-type endopeptidase activity; nucleic acid binding
Source: RefSeq, a predicted model, not a curated record
AUGGGGCAAACACUUACCACUCCUCUAAGCCUCACUCUAGGUCACUGGAAAGAUGUUCAGAACCGAGCCAACAACUUAUCGGUGGAAGUCAAAAGAAGAAAAUGGCAGAUUCUCUGUACCUCUGAAUGGCCCACCUUCAAAGCUGAAUGGCCCACAGAGGGAACCUUUAACAUCAAUGUUAUUUUGCAGGUCAAGGAGCGAAUCUUUAAUCAGGGACCUCAAGGUCAUCCGGACCAAGCACCUUAUAUUAUAGUCUGGGAAAGUCUAGUCAAAGAACCCCCUCCGUGGGUCUCUCCUUUUGUCCCCUCUUGCCCUCCCUUGAACCCCUCAACGCCGCCUCCAUCAGCCCCUACCUCUCACCCAGUUCCCUCCGCUCCACCGGCUCCACUCCACACACCAACUCCUAGCGACCCCUCAAAACCCCCCAUCUCUUCUGACCUAUAUCCUGUGGUCCCUAUUGACCCUCCCUCUUCUAACGAUGCCCCCUCUCUGCGACGCCCCAGACAAUUACAGGUCCUCCCUUCCGAGGAAUCCCCUUUGAUAGACCUCCUAACCGAGGACCCCCCACCUUAUCGCCCUCUUAGACCAGCACCAAACCCCAUAAGGGAACCAGAUCCUGACCCUUCGCCAUCUCCAAUCGCAGGCAGAGUUAGAGGCCGACAAAGACCGGAAAAAGAAGAAGCUUCCAGGCUCCUACCCUUGCGUCAGGGGAGGGAACCAGGAAGCCUCCAAUAUUGGCCCUUUUCUGCAUCUGAUCUAUAUAACUGGAAGUCUCAUAACCCUUCCUUUUCACAGGACCCCGUGGCCCUAACCGCCUUAAUUGAAUCUAUCUUAAUUACCCAUCAGCCUACCUGGGAUGAUUGUCAGCAGCUCUUGCAGGCUCUCCUCACCACAGAGGAGAGACAAAAGGUUUUUCUAGAGGCCAGAAAGAAUGUCCCAGGGGACGACGGAAGGGUCACACAACUUCCUAAUGAGAUAGAUGCUGCCUUCCCUCUGACUCGCCCUGACUGGGACUUCAAUACGGCUGCGGGUAGGACUCACCUACGUCUUUACCGCCAGUUACUCAUAGCAGGCCUCCAUAAUGCGGGACGUCGCCCCACUAAUUUGGCCCAGGUAAGGCAAGUGACUCAAGGUAAGGAGGAAUCUCCAACCGCCUUCUUAGAAAGGCUUAAGGAAGCUUACCGCAGGUAUACGCCUUUUGACCCAGAUAGUGAUGAUCAGAGAGGGAAUGUCUCCAUGACAUUCAUUUGGCAGUCAGCUCCAGAUAUUAGAAACAAGUUACAGCGUUUGGAAAAUCUACAAGAUUUCUCUUUGCAAGAUUUAUUAAAGGAGGCAGAAAAGAUUUUUAAUAAGAGAGAAACCCAGGAGGAAAAAGAGGAACGACUUAGGAAGUUGCAGGAGGAAAAAGAGGAAAAGCUAAGGAAGGAAACUGAGGAAAAGGAAGAAAAGCGAGAACGUAAACGAAACAAGGAACUUAGUAAAAUCUUGGCCACCGUAGUGCAAGGCAGCCAGAGCUUAGAGAUAGGAAAGUCAGACAGAAAGGGAGACAUAAGGAGGCUUCAGAUAGAACGGGACCAAUGUGCCUAUUGCAAGGAACGAGGACAUUGGGCCAGAAACUGCCCGAACAAUCCUAAGAGAAGUACUAAGCCGGUCACAAGACUCAUGGCUUUAGACAAAGACUAGGGGCGUCAGGGUCAGGAGCCCCCCCCUGAACCCCGGGUAACCCUAACCGUUGGGGGGCAACCAAUCACCUUUCUAGUAGAUACAGGGGCUCAACACUCCGUUUUAACUAAGGACCCGGGACCACUCAGCAACCGGACGGCCUGGGUUCAAGGAGCCACUGGAGGAAAACAAUAUUGUUGGACAACAGACAGGAAGGUACACCUGGCCUCAGGUAAAGUUUCUCAUUCCUUUCUUCAUGUUCCUGAUUGCCCCUAUCCGCUCCUGGGUAGAGACUUGUUGACCAAACUCAAAGCUCAAAUUCAUUUUGAACCACAAGGGGCCACCGUGACCGGCCCUAAGGGAACUCCUCUACAUAUCCUUACCUUACAAUUGGAAGAAGAAUAUAGAUUACAUGAGGAGCCCCCUCAGCCCCAAAAGGACAUAAAAUCCUGGCUUGCAUCUUACCCUAAUGCCUGGGCGGAAACAGGAGGAAUAGGACUAGCUAUCCAACAGCCCCCCAUUCACAUACAAUUAAAGGCAACCGCCGUUCCUGUCAAUGUUAAACAGUACCCUAUGUCCAAUGAGGCCUAUCAGGGCAUCAAGCCACACAUACGGCGGCUACUAGACCAAGGCAUUUUAACCCCAUGCCGGUCUCCUUGGAACACUCCUCUGUUACCCGUCAAGAAGCCUGGUACCAAUGAUUACCGACCAGUUCAGGACCUCAGGGAAGUCAAUAAGAGGGUAGAAGACAUCCACCCUACGGUGCCCAACCCUUACAACUUACUCAGCACCUUGCCUCCAACCCAUUCCUGGUAUACCGUCUUAGACCUCAAAGAUGCGUUCUUCUGUUUAAGACUGAGUCCUCAGAGCCAGCCUCUCUUUGCCUUUGAAUGGAGGGAUCCGGACUUAGGAAUAUCAGGCCAGUUGACCUGGACUCGGUUACCACAAGGGUUUAAGAACAGCCCAACGCUGUUCGAUGAGGCUCUUCACCAGGACUUGGCUGACUUCCGGGUAAGGCACCCCUCCCUGAUCCUGCUUCAGUACGUCGAUGACAUCCUACUAGCAGCCACCAAUGAAGAAGACUGCCGUACAGGUACUGGGGAUCUUUUAAUGACUCUAGGCCAAUUGGGAUAUAGGGCAUCUGCCAAGAAGGCCCAGAUUUGUCAGGUUAAAGUCACCUACCUGGGCUAUGAACUAUAUGAUGGCCAACGAUGGCUAACGGCUGCAAGGAAAGAGACUAUUCUUAACAUUCCUGCGCCUCAAAACCAUAGGCAAUUGCGAGAGUUCCUAGGAACAGCGGGCUUUUGUAGACUAUGGAUUCCGGGAUUCGCAGAAAUAGCGGCCCCUCUGUAUCCAUUAACUAAGCAAGAUACUCCUUUUGUAUGGACUGAACAACAGCAGCAGGCGUUUGAUCAUAUCAAACAAGCACUCCUUAAAUCCCCAGCAUUAGGCCUGCCAGACAUUACAAAGCCCUUUGACCUUUUUGUUGAUGAAAAACAGGGCUUUGCUAAAGGGGUCUUAACACAGAGACUCGGACCUUGGAGACGCCCUAUUGCGUACCUCUCUAAAAAAUUAGACCCCGUGGCAGCUGGCUGGCCACCAUGCCUAAAGAUGAUAGCAGCAAUUGCAGUUCUCAUCAAAGAUGCCACCAAACUGACACUGGGACAGCCCCUAACCAUCCUGGCUCCACACACAGUGGAAUCUCUAAUCCGCCAACCACCAGACCGCUGGUUGUCAAAUGCCCGUCUGACACAUUAUCAGUCCCUCCUCCUGGACACAGACAGGAUCCAAUUUGGACCUGUAAUGGCUCUUAACCCCGCAACCUUGCUGCCCACUCCGGGAGAAAUACCAUCACAUGACUGUCACCAGAUCCUUGCGGAAACACAUGGGACACGACCGGACCUAACCGAUCAGCCCAUGAAGGAUGCGGACCUAACCUGGUACACAGAUGGCAGUAGCUACCUGCAGGAUGGAAAACGACGGGCGGGGGCGGCCAUCACGACCGACUCCCAGCUUGUAUGGGCAAGCGCGCUACCAGAAGGUACCUCAGCUCAGAGGGCAGAGCUGAUAGCUCUAACGCAGGCCCUCCAACUGGCAGAAGGUAAGAGCCUUAAUGUUUAUACAGAUAGCAGAUAUGCUUUUGCUACUGCUCAUGUCCACGGAGAAAUCUAUCGGAGGAGGGGGCUGCUAACCUCAGAGGGCAAAGAAAUCAAAAAUAAAGCCGAGAUAUUGGCCUUAUUAAAAGCCUUAUUUCUUCCUAAAAGGCUGAGCAUAAUGUACUGUCCUGGCCACCAGAAAGGGGAAACCCCCGAGGCAAAGGGAAACCGCCUAGCUGACGCGAUGGCUAAACAGGCAGCCUUGGGGCCCCAAUUGCUAACUGUCACUAUACUUACUGAGACAGAAGACAUAGAUAAUGCCAUCAUUUGGAAUUAUGAGGAAGCCGACUUAGACUAUGUACAAAAAUUAGGGGCUGACCAUAAUCCAGCCCUCAAUCGAUGGGAAUAUAACGGAAAAGCUAUAAUGCCUAUAAAAAUGGCAAAAGAACUAAUCAAUCACCUCCAUCGGCUAACUCACCUGAGUGCAAGCAAAAUGAAGGCCUUAAUGGAUAAGGCCAACUUAGAAAGCCAUUUCCCCAAACAAAAUUUCCUUCUUCAUCAAGCAGCUGCUAAUUGUAAAGUCUGUGCUCAAGUCAAUCCUGGAAAGACUGUUAUUGGACCUGGAGUCCGGGUGCGCGGACAACGUCCUGGCACACAUUGGGAAGUUGACUUUACCGAAAUUAAACCUGGCAUGUAUGGAUAUAAAUAUCUUUUAGUUUUUCUAGACACCUUUUCAGGAUGGGCAGAAGCUUUUCCUACCAAAAAGGAGACAGCUAACAUAGUCGCCAAAAAACUAUUAGAAGAAAUUUUCCCAAGGUAUGGAAUACCCAAGGUACUAGGGUCCGACAACGGGCCUGCCUUCGUCUCCCAGGUAAGUCAGUCGGUGGCCAAGCUACUGGGGAUCGAUUGGAAAUUACAUUGUGCUUACAGGCCCCAGAGUUCAGGACAGGUAGAAAGAAUGAAUAGAACCAUCAAGGAGGCUUUAACUAAAUUACUGCUUGAAACUGGCUCUAAAGAUUGGGUAUCACUCCUACCUCUAGCACUCUAUCGGGCACGAAAUACCCCAGGACCUCAUGGUCUAACUCCCUUUGAGAUUCUCUAUGGGGCUCCACCCCCCGCUGUCACUUUCUUUGCCCCCGAUAUUGCCGCUCAUUCCCCCUCCCCCUCUGUACAGGCCCAUCUGCAAGCCCUGCAGCUGGUGCAACAAGAAAUCUGGAAACCCCUGGCAGCCGCCUACAAGGAAAAACUUGACGUCCCACAACGGCCACACCCCUAUAAAAUAGGGGACACUGUCUGGGUUCGCAGACAUCGGACCACAAACCUCGAACCCCGUUGGAAGGGACCCCACGUAGUGCUCCUGACGACACCCACAGCACUGAAGGUUGACGGGAUUGCAGCCUGGAUCCACGCCUCCCACGUGAAAGCAGCGCACCCGGAGAAACAGACUGAUCCCCUUCAAGAUUCGGAAUGGACCGUACAACGCUCCCCAAAUCCACUAAAGAUAAGACUUGUGCGAUCAUAG